Messenger RNA from Pseudozyma hubeiensis SY62, 4155 nucleotides. RefSeq lists its product as hypothetical. Lineage: Eukaryota; Fungi; Basidiomycota; Ustilaginomycetes; Ustilaginales; Ustilaginaceae. The record is from RefSeq and is a predicted model, not a curated record. The transcript has a single exon. Bases 1 to 4155 code for a protein of 1384 amino acids.
AUGUCCUCCGAUUGCUCCAUCCCGCAGUCAGAGACGUCCUCUCCCUCUUCCAGCACCAUUCUUGAAGCGACAACCUCCUACUCUUCAUCCACCGAUCGUCCUUCCAACGCUCAGCCUAGCUCACGAUCGCUCUGUGAUAACGGCACGCCCGCCUUCCCUGACAAUCAUGGCUAUCUCAGUGCGAGCUACGAAGCCAAAGGCAAACGUAGAGCCAGCGAGGAAGACAUCAGCGUCUCGCAUUCCGAUGAUAUUCGUCAUCUCUCCGAAGGCUUAGACGAUAUCUCCAUCGACUCGGCGACCUCAUCGCCAUCCCAACUGCAUUCGUCAACCUCCGGACUGGGCUCUCGAGGAGCAACUCCAGAAGACUCAGCGUCAGUUAAACCACCAGAUCGAGAGCGACGUUUCAGAAAGGGUCGGGAAAGUGUUUCCCGCUCCGUCGCGCCCAGUCCGCUGCGCUCCGCUUUGAACGCUUCACCGACCACAGGCAGUGCAUCCCAGUUCGUCUUGCUCCUUGGUCAGCCUGCCUCAGUCUCCGCCUCGCUUUCUGCACCCAACAAGAGUUCAACGGCCACCACAUCUGCCGCAUUACCCUCCCUCUACAAGGCCAGCCGUGGCCGAAGUGCCAAUGUCAGUCCCAGUCGUAGAUGGGAUCGUCGCGGUGCCAGCGCUACUGUCCUCAGCGGCGCCAGCGCAAGUGGCAGCGGUGGCGAAGGCGACGAACCGAGUGACGAAGACACCACAAGUCGACCAGUUGGACAACAGCACAGAACUGACGAGCGAGAGAUCCGGCCCUCCUCGCGCUCAUCGAACCGUCGCCUCUCGGUCCCAAGGGAAGAGGCCCUUUUUCCUUCUGACGACGACGACGACGACGAAUCACCACCGUUCUCGCCUACAGAAGAAGUAAGAAGCGGGCCUCUUGACCAGAUCGAAAAGCAUCGCCGCCGGUCACGACGCUGGUCCAGCACCGAGCGCGAUCGCCGACGAGGCAUGCGCAUCCUCUUGCAGGAACGCAAGAACGAGAUUCUAGACUCUGUCGAAACGCUGCGUGUCUCACGAUCCAAAGCUUCCGGCCGUGGCCGAACUCGAUCCACGACGCGUGCCAACAGCGCCAACGAGGACGACUGCUCCGACCUCGAAACGUCCUCCUUGCCCUCCAGCUGCACUAGCAGCUGCGAUCUCAAUUACGUCCCAUCGCGAUCGCGUGCAGAAACGGUCGCCAUUCCUAUCAAGGAAGCCAGAAGCCGCAGGAGCAGUCCGAGAGGCGGUGCACAAGAUGCUUCGGUGAGCGUUGCAUCCAGUCUGGGCCAAGUACCUUCUUCCACCGAUGGUAGCGACGAUCGUUCGCCUGCUGCAUCAACGCCGUCCACCUCGCUCAUCCAGCGGAGCCCUCCUGGUUUCACUGCGCUCAAGCCUAUAGUCGCUAUUCCGGUGCUUUCCGACUCCGACCCUCUCCUCGGUCUGUCCACGCCCAGCGUUGAAGACAUGAUCCAGGUAGACCAGGUCGAGUUCUUCCCCGAGGAAGCCAUCUCAGCACAGCUCGCCUCAGCCAAAGUCAAGCGAAAAACGUCACCAAAGCGCUCCAAAAAGUCCUCCUGGAUCAUCGGAGACUUUGAGAGCGAGCCUGAGAGCGAUGAAGACCCCAAGCCGGCGAAACGUAGCCUCGACAGUGCCGUUGACCGCCGCAACGUCACCGCCAUCAGCAGUUCGCCUCCGUCAUCAUCGCCGAGCAGCUACCAGGCCCGCCUGGCAAGCCUGCAAAGUCAGCUUCGAAUCUGGUCUCGCACUCAGGACGCUCCUGUACAAUCCAGAGUCCGCCAAAUUUCGUCUGGCUCCGAGGAUCAAGCGGAUGCUGAAGCUGAUGCCAAAGAAGGCGAAUCGAAUGGCGCCAGUCUCUUGUCCGCCAGCUGGCGAAAUUUGACGCGGCUGCCGAACCUCAUCCUCUUGCCCGGUCUCGCUGCAAGACAAGCGCGCGAAUCUCUCGCCUCGGCGUCGAAAGCUCAAACCAACGGCUCCGACGGCAGCAACUCUGACGCUGCCGCUCCCUUGUCGUCGAACGACGACUUUGCGCAAAUUUAUCGACUUGCCAGCGCCAGUCAAGGCCUCCCAGACGAAAAGACGCUACAAGCUCAACGCGACGUGGCUCUGAAGACUGGGAGGCCGCCCUCGCCAUCGCCCAGCCCGUCUCCUCCCACGUCUCUUCUAGGCUCACGUCAGAGCAGCAACGACAGCAUCAGCACCACCGAUAGAUCGAUCCAGACAUACGGUCUGCCCGGUAAUUCCCGUCGUGGUAGAGGUGUUGCAUCACCUCUCGAAGCCGACCGCGAUCCGUCUGCCUAUGUGUCUGGUCUCGGCCAGCCCAUCGACCCUGAUACCGAGCUGUCAUCCGUCGUGCAGCUUCAGACCUUCCGCAGUCGAAGCAGGAGCCGACCAGCAGACGUAGGCCAAAGAGGUCGCUCUGACCAACAGCCACGCAGCGCCUCACCGCGUCAUUCUGCCGACAGGGAUGGUCACGAGUUGAGGCAAGGAAGGCUGUCUCCCAAGAAGCUUGGGCAGCCUGUCGAAUUGGAACCAACUCAUGAGGAGACGGCGCAGGGCCCUAGUGGGAUCCCUGCCAAAGCUGCGGCAUGGUCGUCAGCGUGCACGGCAAGAGCACCAGAGCUGCUCGCAGUUCAGAUUCCAACACCAGACAUUAACGGAUCUCUCGCAAGAUCGCGGCUCGGACGGCACGAUGUUUUUGGCGAAGGCCCGAAGCCGACAGACACUGCGUCUGCUCCCACUUCACCUACCUAUCGAAAGCAGGCUCUUUCGUCUUCGGCGACAACCAGUGGCGAUGAGACCGACAGCGUCCCGUCGCCGCCGAGCCAGGGUGGAAUGGAGGGGGAUGCAUCCCUCGACGUGGAUGGAUUCCGCGUUGUGCGGCGCAGAAAUCGUCGAAGAUCUUCCGGUCCCAAGUCAUUGCGACCUAAGGUCGACGCACUCGUCCCGCAAGGCUAUUCUGCUUUUGCCAUCGAUGAAAGCGAGGAAGCUGCAGAGGGAGCGGAAUCGGAUGGCGAGACGACGCCUUCGCCCACGCCAGCUCGUAGGAGCCGAGCUCGGCGUGGACGUGCCUCUUCGCCUCACCGGUCCACGCGUCAAUGCGCUGUGGGUCUGUUUGGCGGAGGCAUGCCCCAGACUCACUCCUCCUCCUCCUCGAAGGAGUUUUCUCCGUCAUCCUCUCGAUCGCGUCGGAGCGGGAACAGGGAAGGAUCGCAUAUCAGCAUCUCUACACCUAUUCGCAGCGUUCGAUCGUCGCCUGACCUCACGUACGCCGCAGCAGCUGCUGUCAAUGCUGCACUCGGGGGAGACCAGGAAGGCGAAGCACAGACCAAAGGAGAACCCUCCCCACCACGUGGAUCGAGGGGACGCAGGGGGGCUGUCAAGGUCGUUGCGUCUUCGGUCGGACAGCGUGCACCACCUCCUCAACCUCUGUUGCUCAGUGGAAUGGAGGGCUUGCGUCGAGGACCCUCGUACCCACCUCGUGCCGGCGAACGCUUCGAAGAUGGAGCUGCCGCUGGGACUGAGGCAUGGGAGGAAGACCCAUCAUCGUCGACCUCAGGAGGUGCUGCGCGCGGCGGACGUGGUCGUAGUGCGUCCAGCCCUACCUGCGGCAACGCAUCACCGCAACCCUUGCGCUUCCGACUUCUGAGCAACUCGUCGCAUCUGCUCAUGCUGUCGCUGGAACUCGACAUGAUCAAAAAGCAAAAGAUUUCGGCGCCUCUGAAGCCACGCUGGGGCAAGCAUCGUGCCAACGACUUCAAUCCGCUGCCUUCCACCAUCUCGUCCGCAUCAUCUGCCGCCCUCUACGCCACGUCCAAGUAUCUCCGCUCGCCCUUCACGGCCUCACGUGACGACAAGGAGGUUGACGGUAGUGACGACAACGAGACGGAAGCGGGCGAGUGUCACAAUGCCCGAUGUUCGCCAUGUGAUCAAGUCGGGUCUCAGGUAGAGUUGGUAGCCCCAUCGCUCACGAUUGGCACAGCUGCAGCCGCAGUAGCGGUUCAUCGACCGGCGGGCUCGUCGAUGGCGUCCGGGCUGCGCAAUCCAAGAAGCAGACUGCGCUACUCGUGGAGCGUUGCAGACAUCGCUUCGGUACUAGAUACCGCCGCAUCCGUCUAG